Molecule: messenger RNA, 1236 nt
Organism: Sordaria macrospora k-hell
Lineage: Eukaryota; Fungi; Ascomycota; Sordariomycetes; Sordariales; Sordariaceae
Source: RefSeq, a predicted model, not a curated record
AUGGCAUCUCUGACAGACCAAUCGCCUGCAAACCCCAUGUUCGCUACCUCGAACUCGUCGCGCCCAACGACUGCUGAGAAGCCGAAUCUCAGUGCGCCAGUAGAACCCUUACAGACAUCAUCAUCACGGCCACCAAGCUUUGUGCCAUCGGGCAAAUCAGUUUCGACUUCACACCAAGACGGCCCUCGCUUGUCAACAGGUGACAAUGGCGUCGCCCCGCUCGACUUUCAAGGCUCUGUUGACAGCAACAACGACCUACCAAGUCUGGCGACCAUAAAGAAGAUGGAAAACUACCAUGUCCUCGAUCGCCAUGGCAAGUCGCAUACCUUCCGGAGUCUCUACACUGGCAAGCACGUUGCCCGCCGAGUCCUCAUCAUCUUUGUCCGCCACUUCUUCUGCGGUCAAUGCCAAGAAUACCUCCGCACUCUCUCUGCCUCCAUAACCCCCGACGCCCUCCUCAGGCUCCCACUCUCGACCUUCAUCGCCGUCAUCGGCUGCGGCGACCCACAGCUCAUCGACAUGUACGCCCAAGCGACCAACUGCCCGUUCCCCAUCUACGCCGAUCCCACACGCAAGUUAUACCAGGAGCUCGGCAUGGUACGCACUCUCGCGCUGGGUGAGAAGCCUGCCUACACGAGCAAGAACAUUGUCAAAACCUCGCUCGAUUCGAUCCUACAAGGCAUCAAGCAGAUACCCAAGGGGCUGGUCAACAAAGCGGGAGACUUCAAGCAAAUUGGCGGCGAGUUCUUGUUCGAGCCGGUGGACAUCCAGAGUCCCGUCAAUGUUGUACCAUGGGAGGACAUGGCAAGAACCCUGGAAAGGGCAACAAGAGAGAACAAUGAAGCUGCUGCCGCUGCUGCUGAGAGGAAGAGAGACAGUUCCGGGUCAAGGCUAGAACCAGACUCUGACGACAAGGAGACUGGCAAGGGGACAAUAAAGAAGGAGAAGAAGAUCUUUGGCGGUCAAGGACACCGUCCGUCAGAGGCCAGCAUCGACGGGAAGAACGAAGAGGACGAGGGCGAGGAGAAGAGAGUGACAUGGUGUCACCGCAUGAAGACGACGAGAGAUCAUGUCGAGAUCCCUGAACUUAUGGAGGUGCUAGGCCUUGAUGGGCAAGGGGAGCCCAUUAAGGACUCCAGGAGGUGGUCCAAAGCCCUGGAAACAAGAAAGGGAACAGGGCUUAGCAUGGCGGGUAGGAUGAAUACUAUGAAGGCUGAGGCGGGAGCGGGAGCUUAG